UUGAGCUCGAAGAUCUUGGAAGAGCAGGACAGUCCCCGGAGGUCCGUCCACAGCGUGACUCGGAAAAUACUAGAGAAAGGGAGGGUAGGAGGCGCGAGAAGCUCGAGCGCCUGCUCGACGAGGCAGAGAUGAAGUUCUCCCACAGCAUCCAGUUCAAUGCCGUGCCAGAUUGGAGUAGCCACUACAUUGCAUACAGCAAUCUCAAAAAGCUGAUUUACCAGCUAGAGAAGCAGUUCUACCAAAAGGCCGGCCCGGACCCGCAAGAUGCCGAGUCCUCGCCCCUUCUCGGAGCCGCGAUAGAUGACCCUGACAAGAUCUUCAAGAGUGCGCUGGAUAAGGAUCUCGAGAAGAUUGUCUCGUUUUUUGAGGAGAAGGAGGUCGAGGUGUAUGGGGAGCUGGAAGGCUUGCUCCGAGACAUGCAACAGUUUGAAGAGGAGGAUGGCACUUUGGAAGAUGAUCAGGAGAAUGGCCCGCCUGGCUCGCGGGGUGGGAACAGGAAGAGAAUGCGGUCAGGGAGCCUUUUCAAGGGGUUCUCUAUGGGCCGUAGGCGAUCCAGCAACUUCAGCAAUGCUAUCCCCGAGGAGGAUGGUCUCGGCGGCGGCGACAGUGACGACGAUGCCGACGAGAGUUCCGCCCUCCGCCAAAGAAAAUCCAGGGAUGGACGAAGGGGCUCCCGUUCGGACGACGGGAGAGCGACGUCACGAGGCAGCACGAAGAGGCGCAGGAGCGAGGCAAACGACGACUUCAACGACAUGUCGUUCUCGGCGUUGUAUGGCUCCGCCGUCAGCCUCAAGCAACGGACGAUUAGCCUCUAUGUCAGCCUCUGCGAGCUCCGCUCCUUUAUCCAGCUCAACAAGACGGGUUUCAGCAAAGUACUCAAGAAGUACGAUAAGAUCCUGGACCGGAGUCUUAAGAGCGCAUACCUCAAGCAAAAUGUUGAGAAGGCUUAUCCUUUCAAGCAGCCUACCAUGGACAAGUUGAGCGACAACAUUUCCAAGAUAGAAAGAGCCUAUGCCGCCCUCUGCACCAAUGGCGACGUUUCGAUGGCUAAGCGGGAGCUCCGCUUGCACCUGCGCGAGCACGUUGUCUGGGAGCGUAACACUGUUUGGCGCGAAAUGAUCGGCAUAGAGAGGAAGUCCCAGGCUGCGAACUUGGGUAUCCGGCAGACUAUGCUUGGUCCCGACAAAGACAAAGCACGACUGCAGGGCGAUGAGGCGGAAGCUCUGACAAAGGAGAUCGAGACGCCCAUUGGCAAGUACACUUGCCCCAAGUGGCUGUUCAGCUGGACAUUCUACACAUUGAUUGCUAUAUUUGCCAUCUUUGUUGUGAUGCUCUUUGUUCCGAUUAUGGAUGUACCCGAGCAGCAGAAUUGCCUUGCGAUGGUUAUUUUUGUGAGCGCGCUAUGGGCUACGGAGGCUAUUCCUCUGUUCGUGACUUCGCUUUUGGUUCCCUUCCUGGUGGUUACGCUCCGCGUUGUGCGUUCUGAUUCUAAGCCGCACGAGCGUCUGGAAUCUAAAGCCGCAGCGAGCUAUGUGUUCUCAGCAAUGUGGUCCCCUGUCAUCAUGCUUCUCCUAGGCGGCUUCACUAUCGCAGCAGCCCUGUCCAAGUAUAACAUCGCCAAGAUGAUGGCAACGUUCGUGCUCAGCAAGGCAGGCACGCGUCCGCGGACCGUCCUGCUCACCAGCAUGUUCGUCGCCAUGUUCGCCAGCAUGUGGAUUAGCAACGUCGCAGCACCAGUCCUCUGCUUCUCAAUCAUCCAGCCGAUCCUGCGCAACCUGCCCUCGGAGUCCAACAUGAGUAAAGCGCUACUGCUGGGCAUCGCGCUGUCGUCAAACAUUGGCGGUGCGGCGUCGCCGAUCGCCUCGCCGCAGAACCUGAUCGCGCUGCAGAACAUGGCGCCGCAGCCGGGAUGGGGCGUGUGGUUUUUCAUCGCGCUGCCGGUGUGCAUCAUCAGCAUCCUGCUGACGUGGCUGCUGCUGCUGGCGACGUUCCAGCCUGGCAAGGGCACGACCAUCGUGCCCAUCCGGCCCAUGAAGGACCGCUUCACGGGCAUCCAGUGGUUCAUCAGCGCGACGACGGUCCUGACCAUCGUGCUCUGGUGCGUGACGCACCAGCUCGAGCCAAUCUUCGGGGACAUGGGCGUCGUCGCCAUCAUCCCGAUCGUGCUGUUCUUCGGCACGGGGAUCCUGACAAAAGAAGACUUCAACAACUUCCUCUGGACGAUCAUCAUCCUGGCCGCGGGCGGGCUGGCGCUGGGCAAGGCGGUGAACAGCUCGGGCUUGUUGGCGACAAUUGCGCAGGGCAUCACGGCGCGCGUCGAGGACCUGAGCCUCUAUGGUGUGCUGGUCGUGUUUGCGGCGCUGAUUCUCGUCGUCGCGACUUUCAUCAGCCAUACCGUUGCUGCGCUGAUCGUGCUGCCCCUUGUGCAGCAGGUCGGUCAGGGCAUGGCGGAGCCGCAUCCCAAUCUGCUGGUUAUGGGGAGCGUGCUUAUGUGCUCGAUGGCGAUGGGGCUGCCGACGAGUGGGUUCCCGAAUAUGACCGCGAUCAUGAUGGAAGACUCCCAGACCGGACAGCGCUACCUGCAGGUCAAGCACUUUAUCACGCGCGGUAUCCCGGCGUCGAUCAUGGGGUUCGUCGUCAUUAUCACGGUUGGCUACGGCCUUAUGCUCGCUGUGGGCUUUUAAAGCGUUUUUGGGCGCAUGUUGUGGUGGUUGGGUGGUGGGUGGGUGAGUUAAGGGGAAAUGGGAGAGGACGGUGUGUGGAAAAGAGAGCGCGGUCCAGACCUGCUGUAGCGCGUGCCUUGCAUGCAUGCUUGUCUACUUGCUUGCUCGCACUUGACCCGCCCUGCCUCGUUCUG
Molecule: messenger RNA, 2857 nt
Organism: Aplosporella prunicola CBS 121167
Lineage: Eukaryota; Fungi; Ascomycota; Dothideomycetes; Botryosphaeriales; Aplosporellaceae
Exons: 4
Coding region: 129-2684 (851 amino acids)
Biological process (GO): polyphosphate metabolic process; monoatomic anion transmembrane transport; phosphate ion transport
Cellular component (GO): membrane
Molecular function (GO): phosphate transmembrane transporter activity
Source: RefSeq, a predicted model, not a curated record